Messenger RNA from Ostrea edulis (European flat oyster), 1297 nucleotides. Its product is annotated as retinol dehydrogenase 7-like. NCBI's taxonomy places the organism in Eukaryota, Metazoa, Mollusca, Bivalvia, Ostreida, Ostreidae. The coding region runs from base 33 to 986 and encodes 317 amino acids. The transcript has 4 exons. Gene Ontology annotation, molecular function: oxidoreductase activity. The record is from RefSeq and is a predicted model, not a curated record.
AUUGUUGUUUGUAACAUGCGUUAUCGUCCGUCAUGGAUAUAUUGAUACUUUUAGGGUAUCUGGUUACGAUACUGUCUGGGUUAAAGCUAGUGGAGUUGUGUAUGCGGCGAAUGUUCUUACCCUACUCAAAGAGCAGGUGUGUCUUGUUAACUGGUUGUGACACAGGAAUCGGGAAUAGUCUCGCCCAGGAGUUGGACAAGAGAGGCGUCCGUGUCUUCGCCUCUUGUUUGACUGAUGAAGGGGUGACGAAACUCUCAGAAAAGUGCUCCUCUAACGCCGUCGUAUUCCGCCUUGACGUGACACGCGAUGACGAGAUACAGAACGCCGUUAAUUUGGUCAAGUCCAAACUCUCGGAUGACGAAGUGCUCUGGGGUUUAGUCAACAACGCAGGUGUCUUGUUAUUGGCUGCACCGUUAGAAUGGCAGACAAAAGAAAUCUACGACAAGACAUUAGCUGUCAAUUUGUAUGGAACCAUAGGGAUGACGAAAGCUUUCCUUCCUCUGCUUCGCAAGUCCAAGGGUCGUAUUGUCAACAUGUCGUCCAUUGUUUCCAUGCUAGCCAUUGGCAAGUUGGCUCCCUACAACAUCAGCAAGGCGGCGAUAGAGUCAUUUACUGACACAUUAAGACGAGAGAUGUACCACAUGGGUGUGACGGCCCAUCUCAUACAGCCUAGUGGAUUCGCUACCAAUAUCUUCCCCGCGGACGCCGGCGAUCGUCUGCGAAAAGCAUUUGACCAGCUUCCCAAAGAGGUGCAAGAAUUUUAUGGAGAGAAGAGUGCCGAAUUGGGUCUCACAGAUAUGGUAAAUGCCCCUGUGACUGUCGAAAAAGACUUGACGAAAGCGACGAGGGUGAUACAGCACGCGCUGUUUGCACGUUACCCCAGAUACAGGUACCCAGUGGGCCCAGGAGCCGUGUCCGUCUGCUGGACAUUAUCACAUUUCCCGGAAAUUGUCCCGGACAGACUUUUAGCCAUGGCAGCUCCUUGACGAAGAAAUAUGGCAGUUUUUCCUUAUCAUUUUACUCAUUCAACGACUGGGAUACUUUGAAUGCACAUGCCAUAACUCCAUGUUCGAUACACACAAAAAAAACUUGCCAUACAUUCAUACCACAUUGACAGAAACCUUAUUCUCAUCUGUGUAUCUUACUUUCAAACAGUGAAUCAUUUUCCUGUACAGUUUUUCUCAAUAGUCAUGAUCGAUUCUUUCUGAAUAAUACACACCUGCACCAUGUAUUGCACAGUACUUUGUAUUUUAUUGAUGUUUGUUAAAUAAAUUUUAAUUUCUCCAUAUAAUUAAAA